UUAAAAGAGAUGCGAGCCGAUAACGAGCUAGUAACCGACAUUCGGGACUCGCAGAAAAACUUCCACCUGGCUUUAGCGAGAAGGAUAGACUUUGCCCCGGAUGAGGCGCGGGAAGCCACGGAGAACCUUGAGAGGAUACUCGACAGGUGGUGCGAUGAGUGUGAAGUCCGAACCCCUUUUGAUAAAGAUAGGGAGAAGGCUCGACGAGAACACGUGGGAAGAUACGAGGCGCUACCUCUGUAAAUUUUGGCCCCAUUAAAGGAGAUAAGGAAAAGGCUUAAAUUGUGGGGCCGUAACUAUUAGGUUUAAAUCUAGCCUCCCAUUGGGGUUUGAAAGCCAUAAGGGCUCACGUUUGUUUAGCUCGGUCUCUCAAUGUUG
Marchantia polymorpha subsp. ruderalis is the source of this 378-nucleotide messenger RNA. NCBI's taxonomy places the organism in Eukaryota, Viridiplantae, Streptophyta, Marchantiopsida, Marchantiales, Marchantiaceae. The record is from the annotation of a GenBank genome assembly.